Messenger RNA from Neomonachus schauinslandi (Hawaiian monk seal), 1200 nucleotides. It is a transcript of the gene DDI1, whose product is annotated as DNA damage inducible 1 homolog 1. The record is from RefSeq and is a predicted model, not a curated record. Gene Ontology annotation, molecular function: aspartic-type endopeptidase activity; protein binding. The transcript has a single exon. Gene Ontology annotation, biological process: proteolysis. Bases 1 to 1200 code for a protein of 399 amino acids. Lineage: Eukaryota; Metazoa; Chordata; Mammalia; Carnivora; Phocidae.
AUGCUGGUCACCGUGUACUGCGUGCGGAGGGACCUGUCCGAGGCCACCUUCUCCCUCCAGGUCAGCCCCGACGUCGAGCUGCACGACUUCCGCCUGCUCUGUGAGCUCGAGUCCGGCGUCCCCGCCGACGAGACCCAGCUCAUCUUCCUGGAGCGGCUGCUGGCCGACGACCACUGCUCCCUGGGCUCCUACGGCCUCCGAGACGGCGACGUGGUGGUGCUGCUGCAGAAGCACAGCGCGGGGCCUCGGCCGCCCGGACGGAGCGCCAGCCUGCGGCGCACGGACUGCCCGGGGGCGGCCGAGCCGGGGACGGCGGGCUGCCGCGCGCCGCACGCGCCGCACCGGGCCCCGCGCGGCCCGCAGCCCCGCGGCCUGGCCUCCGGAGAGAAGAGGCCGUGCGCGCGAGGCCUGGACAGCCCGGCCCUGAUCCGGAGCAUGCUGCUGUCCAGCCCCCACGACCUGUCGCUGCUCAAGGAGCGCAACCAGCCCCUGGCCGAAGCCCUGCUCAGCGGGAACCUCGAGACCUUCUCUCAGGUCCUCCUGCGGCAGCAGAGGGAGAGGGCCCUGCGAGAGCAGGAGCGGCUGCGUCUCUUCGCCGCCGACCCCUGUGAUUUGGAAGCUCAGGCCAAAAUAGAAGAAGAAAUCCGGCAGCAGAACAUUGAGGAAAACAUGAGCAUGGCGAUGGAAGAGGCUCCGGAGAGUUUCGGGCAGGUGACCAUGCUCUACAUCAACUGCAAAGUGAACGGACACCCUCUGAAGGCUUUCGUGGACUCCGGUGCCCAGAUGACCAUUGUGAGCCAAGCUUGUGCCGAGAGAUGUAACAUCAUACGGCUGGUGGACCGCCGCUGGGCUGGCAUCGCCAAAGGGGUGGGCACGCAGAGAAUUGUUGGCCGGGUCCAUCUAGCCCAGAUUCAGAUUGAAGGCGACUUCCUCCAGUGCUCGUUCUCUGUCCUGGAGGAGCAACCCAUGGACAUGCUUCUAGGACUAGACAUGCUCAGGAGACACCAGUGUUCCAUCGACCUGAAGAAAAACGUGCUGGUGAUCGGCACCACGGGCACGCAGACUCACUUUCUUCCUGAGGGGGAGUUACCCCUGUGUGCCAAGCUGGUGUGCGGUGCCGGGCAAGAAGACUCUCCAGACAAGGAAGUAGCGGAUACUAUUAAGCAUUCGGCCAAGGAUUUAGGACGGAAAAAGCGUUGA